Molecule: messenger RNA, 674 nt
Organism: Anastrepha obliqua
Lineage: Eukaryota; Metazoa; Arthropoda; Insecta; Diptera; Tephritidae
Product: CCAAT/enhancer-binding protein gamma-like
Exons: 2
Coding region: 154-510 (118 amino acids)
Biological process (GO): regulation of transcription by RNA polymerase II; DNA-templated transcription
Molecular function (GO): DNA-binding transcription factor activity, RNA polymerase II-specific; RNA polymerase II cis-regulatory region sequence-specific DNA binding
Source: RefSeq, a predicted model, not a curated record
UUUUGAAUUUGCUUUUCACUGACGUUUACUUUGCAUUUCGCAAAUAUUUUGUUUUGCCGCUUAUUUUAGAUUGUUAUCAAUAAAAUUUAAUCAUUGCAAUGUUAAUUUGUUGUUGAAUCCAGUUUAAAUUGAAAAAGUAUAACCAAAGAGAGAAUGCCAGCAAGAAAGAAGACUGGUGCAGAUAUCAAUGGCGGUGGGAGUGGUAACACAUCAGACGCGUCCAAAUACGAUGAUGAUGCAUACAGACAAAAGAGACAGAGAAACAAUAAUGCUGUGAAGAAAACAAGACAAAAAUCUAAAGAAACUGCAACCGAGCGUAAACGUAAUGUGAAGCGGCUUAAACAUGAGAAUAUCGAGUUGGAAGCUUCCAUUGAAGAGAGGGAGGAACAUGUGGAAACAUUAAAAAAUUUUUUGUUGAACAACGUGCAAAAGGGCGAGCAGGAAGCUGUUCUGCAACGGAUACUAAAUGAACCCACGGACGAUGAGGGCGACAAUUUUGAUGACACAUAAGUAAACGAAACUCAAAAUUCGACUCGAUUUGUACUUGCCUUCAUGAGUUUGUUGUAGUAAGUUGUAACUAUUCUAAUUUUUAUGUUGCUACCUUUGUAGCCAUACUCGGGCAUAUAUGUAUGUAUGCAUGUAAUGUUUACAAAUAUACCCUGCAAACCAACGUU